Psylliodes chrysocephalus is the source of this 402-nucleotide messenger RNA. The record is from the annotation of a GenBank genome assembly. Lineage: Eukaryota; Metazoa; Arthropoda; Insecta; Coleoptera; Chrysomelidae.
AUGCUUUGUCCUCAAUGCAAUUCAACGCUAGUUUUAAAACAAAUUAAUUUCACGGAAGCAGUCUACAUAUGUAUAAAUCAAUCGUGCAGUUAUCCCACUAAAAAUAGUCAGUGCUAUGUAGUCCAAAGAAAGUUAGUAGAUUUAAAGAAAUUUAAUAAAAAUGCCAAACAACAAAACGUUGCAGCAACUCCUCCUCACGAUGGUAAUAAGGACCAAGAUUUCGAUAUAGAUUCGCUAAUUUCAAGCGCUUUAAUGAAUUUAGAUUCCAGUUCGACUCUAGAACAAAACGUAAAUGAUAAUUGUUUACCGGAAUUGAAAAAUGAUAAUUUAGGUAUAUAUGAUAAGAAUGUGAGUGAUGAGAUUGACUUAGAAGAAAUAUUCAACAGCUUGGAUAACAGCUAG